Messenger RNA from Glycine soja, 1505 nucleotides. RefSeq lists its product as uncharacterized. NCBI's taxonomy places the organism in Eukaryota, Viridiplantae, Streptophyta, Magnoliopsida, Fabales, Fabaceae. Bases 192 to 1091 code for a protein of 299 amino acids. The record is from RefSeq and is a predicted model, not a curated record. The transcript is spliced from 6 exons.
UAUUUUUUAAUGAAUAAACAAGUAUUUUGUCGAAAAAGUAAACUUGGCAUACAGUUCAGUCAUCUUACCAUACGUUGUCGUAUCCCUCGAAAUCCAAAUCUUUCCCCUUAGUCUCCGCUCUUCUUCCUCCUCUCCUUCAUCAUCAAACCUUUCUCUUUCUUUCUCUCUUGUUUCUCUCUCCUCCUGCGGCAAUGGAGGACCUGUGGAAGCGCGCGAAGACCUUCGCCGAAGAGGCCGCGAAGAAAUCCCAAUCCCUGACCCCUUCCUCCUCCCGGAUCGCCGAUCUCGUCUCCGAAACCGCCAAGAAAUCGAAGGAGCUCGCCGCCGAAGCCUCCAAGAAGGCCGACAUCCUCAAAUCCGCCGCGCUUCGCCAGGCAGACCAGAUCAAGUCCUUCUCCGACACAAUCGCAAUUCCUCCCCAAUUCGCCGCCAUUGCCUCCGCCGCCACUUCCGCCGCCACCUCCCCGCCCUCCGCCACGCCGCAGGAGCUCGAGAAGUUCGGCGUCACUGAUGACCUCCGAUCCUUCGUCAAGGGCCUCACUUCCACCACCUUCCAGAACUUUCCUCUUAGUUCCGACGAAUCGGAGGGCUCUGAUGUGACUACUGUGGGAUCCAAUGUUCGGAAGGAUCUCAAUGAGUUUCAGGAGAAGCAUGCCACUCUCGUUUUAACUACUGUCAAGGAAAUUUCAAGAUUGAGAUAUGAACUAUGUCCACGUGCUAUGAAAGAAAGACACUUUUGGAAGAUAUAUUUCACACUUGUCAACACUCAUGUGGCUCCGUAUGAGAAGCAAUAUAUGCAGGAGGUUCAGCUUAGAGCGGCAGCAGAGCAGAAUGUAGAUCCUAAGGAAGAGCAACCUGCUGUUACUGGAGGAACUGGAAAGGCAGAAGCAAUUGGGGGCAAUGUGAAGAGUAGGCCUUCUAAUUCAUCCUCUACUGAACAAGACUUAGAUACAUUUCUUCUUGGAGAUCUUGAAGACAGUGAUGAAGCUCCAGAUGACGGUGAGGGCAGUUUUGAUGAUGAUUUUGACAAGAUUGGCAAUUCAGAUGUUGAAGAUGAGAAGCAUGUGAAGAAAACUGCUGCAACAGUUUAGGAUUCCCCCAAUUACUUUUGGUUGAGAGACUGAAGUCAAAAUGAACUUUGCUGCUUGCAACUAUCCCUGAGAUAUCAGUGAAACCAUAAAGACAAACGGUUGUAGCAGCCUGGAAUUAAAGAAAAGUGGCUGUAGCAGUGUGUAGAUUUGGCGAAUUGGUCGGAAAAAACUGAAGUAACUGGUCAUUGUUUAUUUGUUUACCUUAAUACCCUAUAUAGUGGCAGAUUGAUUUUGGAUAAAAUGGUGGUUCUGAGCCCUGUUGCCUUGUACAGUUGACCUUAUUCUUUGAUAUUGCUUUCAAUUGUAAACUGUUUUAGAACUCUUCGAACGUAUUAUCGCUUCUUUUUCAUUCAGUGAAAAUGUAUAAUCACAUUUUUGUUUAAUGUCGGGAUGAUCAUAUCUAUCUAUAUUCUA